Emericellopsis atlantica is the source of this 1587-nucleotide messenger RNA. RefSeq lists its product as uncharacterized. Gene Ontology annotation, molecular function: protein binding. The record is from RefSeq and is a predicted model, not a curated record. The coding region runs from base 1 to 1587 and encodes 528 amino acids. The transcript is spliced from 3 exons. NCBI's taxonomy places the organism in Eukaryota, Fungi, Ascomycota, Sordariomycetes, Hypocreales, Bionectriaceae.
AUGUCCCCAAGGUCCAUCACGCCGAACAAGGCAUCGCUAUGGAGCAGACUUCCCGUAGAGCUUCGAGACAUGGUCUUUGGCCAUUUGUUAACGCCGAGGCGCAGCCUCUACGCUACCUAUGCGCGGGUGAACAAGGAGUGGAACGCCUAUUGGGAGCCCAAAUUGUUUAGGAAACUCGUGCUCACGCCAGACGACCUCGAAUACCUAAGCGAAGUCUUCGGCGGUGAUAAUACCCGGAGACUACGAUACCUCCACCGAUUAGAUUUUGAUAUCAUUCUCGAAAAGUACGACUGCGAUCUCUGCGACAAGGCAGAGGAUGAAGGAACAGCACUGCGGAAUGAUUACACCAUGACCAUGUGUUUGCUGCGGCUUCUCAUGAGUCUGCACCCUCUGGAGCCUGCAACCAAGCCGAGCGGCGAACAGCAUCGCGUAACCCUCACAAUAACAUGUUUUUCCCGUAGCGACACAAAACAUCACUAUAAGCCACUCGCUAUGAGACUCAACUCCCUCACGGACGAAUUCGAGGAGAUUGAAGAGCCCGAAUCGGGCCGCUCCAAUGGACAUGGCCCCCUCCCAGUUGACAAACAUUACGAAUGUGCCACGCGACUCUUUGGAUCAAGGCGUCUCCAAUGGUGUUUUGGAGACGGCCACCAAGUCUUGGAGCCCCCUCAGAAGCUGCCAGAGGCCCGAAUCAUCACAGACCUUAGCCUCGACCUCGCCUCAUACCGCACUCUCGGACGCAACGUCGUCUGGCGACUCGUACAGGAGGGCUUUCCCUCGCUCGUCGCCCUUAACCACGAGCAAUGGCUCCGACUCAAACCCCCUGAACAGCUUCGCCCCGACGAGAACUUUGUCGAGAUGAUCGGGACGCAAUGGCCCAACACAUUCCCACGACGCAUCCAACGCCUGAGCUUGUUCUCGGACGCCGAUCCCAGGCUGCACCAGGGUGGCCCUCGGCCCGCCACGCAUCACGAAGCCGGUCGGAGCUUGGCGCUCGCGAGUCAGUAUCUGUCGGUCUUGACCUGCGGAUUCGCCGCCGACGCGGCUGGCUUUCUGGACGACUUUUUCGAGGACCGCUGCCCUGAGGUGAUGAUGCGCUGGGAGCACUUGACCAAGCUCUGCUUGACCGCAGCCUGCUUCGAGUCUGACACAGGCGACGAGAUUUCAUCACUGCUGUCCGCCGCGGCCCGUGCGGCGCGCCGAAUGCCUCAACUUCUUGUCUUUGAGAUGUGGAACUGUGGCAACGGCCAAGCAGCGCGCUUCUGCUACGAAACCCGGCAGCGGACACGGGAGGGGAAUUACUACCCUGCGAGUAUCGUGUGGGCGUGUACUUGGUCACCAGCGUGUAUCGAUCAGUCAGACCCGGCUAUUGGGGAGUGGCGCCGCCUGGCUCGAGACCGCUCUGGCGGUCUAGAGGCCGGGGUACGCUUUUCUAAGAUCGAGAUGAAGCCAAUUGAGUUGCGGACGCAUCUUGCAAUGAUCCCUCACCUGAGGCUGUCGACGGAUAUGCUGUGUUCAACGACCCACGGCCGGAUCAAGUACAAGACUAGGAUGAGGCGGGAUGGAAAGCAUGAUAGCCUGGUAUGA